This is a messenger RNA of Drosophila nasuta, 1507 nucleotides long. RefSeq names its product ribonuclease H2 subunit B. Gene Ontology annotation, biological process: RNA catabolic process. The record is from RefSeq and is a predicted model, not a curated record. Lineage: Eukaryota; Metazoa; Arthropoda; Insecta; Diptera; Drosophilidae. Gene Ontology annotation, cellular component: ribonuclease H2 complex; nucleoplasm.
AUGCUAUGCAUAAAAAAAGCGACGCGUUCCACCAAACCAAAGCCGGAUCCAGAUGCGGUGCCCCAAAAGCCAACAGUGAGUGCUGCAAAGAAAGUAUUUUACAUCGCCGACAACUUGUUGCAAGCGGACGAUGGGAAACAACGAAUGCGCCUGGAGCGGUUUUAUCAUCCAGGCAAAGGACAGCUUGCUUGGUUUAUAACGCAUCAAGAUCGCCACAUAAUGGAGGUUCUGGAGUAUGCGGAACCGCGACGCAGCUGGCUCCUAAAUAAUGAAGUCUGUUCAAAUGGUCGCACAUACAUGACCACACCAUUUGAUGCCACGCUUUUGGCCUUGCAUCAUCUUCGCAAGCAUUGCUCGCAACGCGCCAUGUCGCUGGACAGCAUUGGCGUUGAUGAGUCCAAUACCAGUGUCAACCGCCUACUUACGAAAUUUACCAACGCCACCAGCCUAAAGUGUGUGUCCGAUGUAAAAGUUUCCAGCGAUUUGACCUUCUACAAAUACAACGCGGAGCGAACGCUCGCCUGGUUGGCGUUAAAGACACGUGGAAUAGUUGCAGUGCUGAAGGCAAAGCAAGUACAUUGUGGUCUUGGCGCCAAGUCAGAGAAUUAUGUGCGCAGCGAAAAGUUGGUGACGGAGACCGAUGUCAAUGAAAUGGAUUACAUGAGGAUGGCCUGCGAUUACGUUGGACGCUAUCUGGAUGCAGACUUGCACGAGGAACUUACACGCUAUCUGCACAUACCAAGUGAGAUCCAGGCAUUGGUCGAAGAGAAGAGCACCGCACAGAAGCGUAAGUCCCAGCAAGGCCAGCAAGGUGCUAACAGCAAGAAGAUUAAACUUGCCAAUAAUGAGGAUGCAGCCAGCAAGCUGCGAAACAGCAGUCUGCUGGACAGUGACGACGCCAAAGAAUCUGUUACGUCGCCACCAACGCCUGCACCACUCAAGGAGCGCACAAUGACAGCCAAAGAGAAGGCGCUGGCCAAAGGUGCCAAGGGCAGCAAGAGUAUUGCAUCCUUUUUUAAAGCGAAAUAAACAAUCCAAGCCAAUCGAAAAUAGUAUUGCAAACAAACUGAUUUGCAGAGUUCGAUGACUUGUUUUUCCCUAAAGAAUGUGUCGCAUUUGCCACAACUUUGUGUCAAUGCGAUUAUUUAAUCUUUGCUUAACAUGUCUGGCUUGGCACGGUCAACAAGUUGUGUCAAUAGGACGCCUCAACUACCCCAAGCAACAAAUUAAUUAUCGCUGUUUGCAUUAUUAAGUACAAGUGUAUACAUUUUAUGAUUUACGUCUAUCACUUUUGGACAAACGGCAUGCGCAAGGCACACGCUCCGAAUACCCUGUAAAGUUGGGUGUAAUUGUUAUGAGAUCAUUGAUAAUUAUACAUUUUAGAAUUAACUAUUUUACAACUCCUAAACUAAGUAGAGAAUGGUUCGUUUUACAGAACAUUUUUGCAGUUCUAGUUUUCCAAUUUAUUUUAUUUUGAUUAUGUUGUACCACUUCUUUUAUACAAAUA